CGCGCAGGGACUGGGACGCUGGGCUCCGCCCGGACUCAGCCGAUCGGCGAUCCCUUCGCCUUCGCAACUUCAGUAUAAACAAGAGAGGCUGAAAACUUGGCGUUUUCUGGCCGAGGACUUGCCGGGGGCGCGAUCAUCUUUGUGGUCCAGCCUGUCGGCGCACCUUCUUCACCUGGCUUCUCCACCUUCAACCUUGUCGUCGCCUCGAGUCCGACAUCAUCACACCUCCAUCACGCCCCAGCGGGCCGGUGCCGAGACAUGUCCGCCCCCCUGGGGUCUCGACGUCUCCGCGGACAGAACAGCGAGUCCGGCGGGAACUGAGCUCGUCCUGCGCGUCGGACACACGUGGGUGGGGAUGUGUGUUUGCGAGAAGAAGGUCAUGACGCCGAGCGGAUGAUGCCCGGCUGAAGUUGCCUUCUUCUUCGCCCCGCUGAAUGGACGCGGUGUCCGUGGGAGGAUCACCGUGGGCUGCGACGCCGCGGCGCUGAUUCACGGUAUGCGUGGAAGCACCUCGUUUAAAGCCAUGCGCGCGCCGCUGCUGUGGAUCGUGUUUGCCCUGUCGUGGGGCGUGGACGUGUCCGCGCAGAGGGAGCACUAUAAAACGAGGGCUGAUGAUUUUUCGAGGAAGAGCCGCCUCUACGAGCGAUCGGUGCUCGGUGGCGGACAGAGGUGGCGCGGGGCACGCGGGCGGUCACUGCACGAGGCGAGCGACGAAAGGGGACACGACGCUACAGGUGUCUCCUCCUGGGGUCUUUUCGGCACCGGGCUGGACAGACCGAGCCGAGGGUUCGCCGAAACGGCGAGCUCAGCAAAGCGCCGCGGAAGCAGCGCCGAGGGGGCGGCCGCGAGCCUCCGGAGUCCAGAGAUACCUGCUGCCAUGGAAACGCCGGGCGGAUGCUGCGCCGCCUCCUCCUCCUCCUCCUCCUCCACGCGGUGGAUGGCGCGCGAGCGAGCGUGGCGCGCGAUGAGCAACAGGCGCAAGAGAGGCACGGUGGACAGGUGGAAGAAGACCUUCAAGAGUGGACGGAAGAGGUCGAGCAAAACCCCUCACGUGCACAUAGGUGCUGACACUCUGCUGGACGGUGUCCAUGGCGCCUGGGAGCCCUUGCCCAGACCUCUGGCUCUGAAUCAGUCCACGAAUAAACCGCCGGACAUGACUCGAUCCCAUGACCUAUUCACGGCACCGGGCGACUUCUUCAGGAAGACCACUCUACCCAUGCCGCUGACCACGCAGGACAAGUCUAAGGACGCGAGGAACCCCUUCUACCCCGUGACGCACGACUCGUUCGGAGCGUACGCAACCAUGUGCGUGUCCGUGGUCAUCUUCACCGUGGGCAUCCUGGGGAACAUAGCCAUCAUGUGCAUCGUGUGCCACAACUACUACAUGAGGAGCAUCUCCAACUCUCUUCUAGCCAACCUGGCUCUGUGGGACUUCCUGAUCAUCUUCUUCUGCCUGCCUCUGGUCGUGUUCCACGAGCUCACCAAGAACUGGCUGCUGGGAGACUUUUCCUGCAAAAUCAUACCCUAUAUUGAGGUGGCGUCCCUGGGCGUGACCACCUUCACGCUCUGCGCCCUGUGCAUCGACCGCUUCCGCGCCGCCACCAACGUGCAGAUGUACUACGAGAUGAUGGAGAGCUGCGCCUCCACCUCAGCCAAGCUGGCCGUGAUCUGGGUGGGGGCACUCCUACUGGCGCUGCCCGAGCUCCUCCUGCGGCAGCUCGAGAGGGAGGAGGGCGAACCGGCGGCCGUGCGGCCCUGCGAACGCUGCGUGGUGCGUGUUUCCCCCGAGCUGCCCGACACGGUCUACGUGCUGGCGCUCACCUACGAGGGCGCGCGCCUCUGGUGGUACUUCGGCUGCUACUUCUGCCUGCCCACCCUAUUCACCAUCGGCAGCUCGCUGGCCACGGCGCGCAAAAUUCGCCAGGCAGAGAGGGCCUGCGUGCGCGGCAGCAAGAAGCAGAUCCGCCUGGAAAGCCAGAUGAACUGCACGGUGGUGGCGCUGGCCAUCCUCUACGGCCUGUGCGUCGUGCCCGAGAACGUGUGCAACAUCGUGUCGGCCUACAUGGCGGCGGGGGUGCCGCCGCGCACCAUGGAGGUACUGCAGCUCGUCGCCCAGCUGCUGCUCUUCUCCAAGUCGGCGGCUGCACCGGCGUUGUUGCUCUGCCUGUGCCGACCGUUCGGCCGCGCCUUCCUGGACUGCUGUUGCUGCUGCUGCUGCUGCUGCGAGGAGUGCGGGCCGGUCCGCUCCUCGGCCGCCACCAGCGACGACAACGAGCACGAGUGCACCACCGAGCUGGAGCUGUCGCCGUUCAGCACCAUCCGCCGUGAGAUGUCUGCAUGUGCAGCCGUGGGGACUCGCUGCUGAGGACACUCUGUCCAUCCGACACCCCUCAGCCCUACAUCUCCAGCGUUUGCUGUAGGGCAGGCACCCUAUUUAUGAUACUGUCUGGUGACCUGAAAUGUCAGAACAUAUCUGCUGAGAUGUGUCUCAUAUUACUGUAUUUUAAGUGCAGGAAAUACACAAAAUACAUUUUUUUUUUCCCCAUGCUCUCGAUGAAGGGGAAAAAAAAAACCUUACAAAGUCUUAUGAAUAUAUCUGGGCUGUGCCCCAAAGUAUAAAAUGUGUGUCAAACAUAUAUGAAUACUUAGCAGUUAUUACUGAUUCUUAUUAUUAUUAUUCUUAUGGUGUAGAAUAAAUCUCUGCCAUUUCAGCGACUGUGAGUGAAUGGGCGGCUACAGGAAAUGGAUCAAUUUAAUACUAACAUUGUCAAAUAUCUGUAAUAUCACAUGUAUUUGAAGAUAUACUGUAAAAAGUAUUCUGGUUGUGGCAAUAAUUUACACAUUUUCUAGUGUGAAG
Molecule: messenger RNA, 2857 nt
Organism: Scleropages formosus (Asian bonytongue)
Lineage: Eukaryota; Metazoa; Chordata; Actinopteri; Osteoglossiformes; Osteoglossidae
Gene: gpr37b
Product: G protein-coupled receptor 37b
Exons: 2
Coding region: 497-2365 (622 amino acids)
Biological process (GO): adenylate cyclase-inhibiting G protein-coupled receptor signaling pathway; positive regulation of MAPK cascade
Cellular component (GO): plasma membrane; signaling receptor complex
Molecular function (GO): prosaposin receptor activity; G protein-coupled peptide receptor activity
Source: RefSeq, a predicted model, not a curated record